Molecule: messenger RNA, 11129 nt
Organism: Pangasianodon hypophthalmus (striped catfish)
Lineage: Eukaryota; Metazoa; Chordata; Actinopteri; Siluriformes; Pangasiidae
Gene: cttnbp2nla
Product: CTTNBP2 N-terminal like a
Exons: 4
Coding region: 7126-8682 (518 amino acids)
Source: RefSeq, a predicted model, not a curated record
UUAAUUGCCCUUCUUCACCUCAUUCCAUUGGGUCCCUGUAGCUGCCUGCAUCAAGUUCAAGUCUUCGCUUGCCUGUUGAGUAACCAGUGGAAUUUCGGCCGCCUACAUGGAAUCAUUCAUCAGGGCUGGUCCCUGCAGAUCUGCGAGUGAACAACACUUAGGCUAAUGUUACCACCACCAUGUGCUACUAAGGCCCUGUCCACAUGUGUAUAGAUAUUUUUGAAAAUACAGUUUUACUCCUUUGAUUUUUUUUUCUCCCCUGUCAAUUUCCAGCCACUAGUCAGCUCUCCCCAUAUGACAGCUACCGUCUAGGGAAGAUGAAGGUUAAUAAGUUUUUCCUUCAAGAAACCUGAAACCAGCCAAAUGCAGCUUUUUCACCCUUUUUUUGCACACUUCUACCCUCUUGCAUUACACACUUCUACCCCACAGUGGAUGCCACUGAAAAAAUUCUAUCCACACAAACAGCGUUUCCGAAAAUUUGUUCGUCUACAUGAAAACAUGAUUGAAAACACUGACAUGAGCAUGUCAGCCCAGUUAUGGUAUAUCAUAAAGUAUUAUGUCAAAUGCCUCAACAAUAUCUUUAUUAAGAGUAUGCAUACUGAACAGUAGAGAAGGCAAAAUCUGGGAAAACACCAACAACAUUAAAGGUUCUAACAUUGACAAACACUGACAAACACAAGGAUUCGUCUGUGUGGGCUAACAGUGAAGUGGAACUAUUGCUUAAGAUUACACUUGAAUACAAAGUGGGUCUUUUUCAAAAUCUCCAUUGUGGUUUGUACCUGUAUUAGGAUUUAAUCCCAAGUGGGCACGCCUUUAAAUAUGAACCAACCACUGUGCUUGUGCCGGGAUUUAGCCUGAGAUGGAGUUUACCACCUGAUUUGAGCUGCAUUCUCAAACAAUCCAAGAAGUCCAUGUCCCAGCAUCUAUUCUUAAUCAGAUGCCUUGUGAACCUUUUUGGCAAUCUUUCUUUUUUUUAAAAAAAAAAAAAAAAAAACAACUAAUGCUAGCUUUUGUUUUUCAGCAGCAGAAUUAUCUGGAUUAAAACUUACAAAAAUAUGAUCAGAUCAGAAGUGCAAAUAAAGCAAUUCCAAAAUGAACUAAACAUGGGCACUGCUGCGCACUGUAAGUAGAAGAGAGAUGUUUUCAGUUCCGUUUAGGAUCCGUUAGUAUCCUUAUAUUACCUGGUUUUAGAGUCCCGUUAGGUUUAGAUUCAGAUUUAAAUUGAGGGUUCAGUGUGCAGCGACUGAAUGUUCAUAUAUUUAGACAAACCUGGAUUCAGAAUUAAACUUGGUUUUGGCUUCAGAGUGUGUGAGAAGCCUCUCCCUGAUAGUUGUUGGACAGGUGUAGAGCUUUGUAUGGCAUGCAGAAUGCCCCAGAGACAUACUACAGUUGUACCAGUCAGUAAAAUCCAGAUGUGUAUGUAGCACAUGCCUCUACUGCCUAAUUACACCAGUGCGUAUUUUCCUAUGUGACUCUCUCCAGCUUUUUUUAUUUCCUACACUGAGGCAUGUAGUACACUCUAACUUCACUGAAGCCACACUUAUGGAAACCAGCCUUCUGAGCACAGCUGAGUUUCAGCAGGCAGCAUUAAACCUGUACUCUUUUCAUUUACAACACAUAGCAAUCACUUCUACUUCAUAUUAAUUCAACUGUGACUUCAAUUUGUCUUCUUUGUACAAGACCAGUAGAGUGUAAAUAAACCACUGACAACUAUUUCCUUAGAACAUAACUAUUUCCUUACAUUAUCAGAUUACAUUAAACAUAAGUAACUCAUAUUUUCUUUACUUAGUGGCGCGCACAUGUAGUUACAGAAGAUUUGUCAUGAAUUCCUCAUUGGGGAGGACUCUGGAUUGUGAGUGUUUGCUUGGAGUACGUGGUGACAUGAACAAUCCUUCCAAACAGAAGUGGAAGGAAGGAUAAAAUUAAUGUGAUGUUCUGAGUGAAUUAUCGGCAUCCUUCCUGAAAUUGAGCUAAAAUGAGUGUUACAUGAAGUGAAAAUUUGAAUUUACGCACAUAGAAGCUGUAUAGUUUUAUUUUAAUCUUUUUUUUAUAUUUUGAGAAAAUUGUGCAAUCUCCUGGCAGAAGCAAUACGUUUUCAGCAAAAAUAUCCUGAUACAUAGUAGAAUUCAUGAUGCCGUUGAUCUUCUCUAGAUCCACCAGCUGCAAAACAGCCCCAAAGCAUUAAUGAUGCACCUCCAUAUUUUAUCCCUUGCAUUAACUUCUUUAUAAUACUCUUUCACUGAACAAACUGAUGAAGUGUUGAUCUGAUAACAACACAUUUCCAACUGCAGAUCCAGUGACAAAAGUUAACUUUAAGUUCACUUGGAGAUGCUCUAGUGCUUAUUUUUUAUGAAGGUUGUGUGUAUUAGCUGAUUUUAGAGUGUAACAGUAUGUUCAUGCUCCCACUUUCUGACAGAUUUUCAGUUGUUUCUGACUUGAUUUGUGUUUAGUCGUAACUUUAACAGCUCAUGUAUUUUUAGAUCCAUUACCCGACUUGUGCAGGUCAACAGCAGUCUUUCUCUUUGUGUUGAAAGCUCUUUGUUACAUGUGAAGGUGUUUUAUAAGUAAACAGCCUCAUAUUUAUACCCAGAUUUUACACUGCCAUGAUAUUCAGAACUCCUGCAGAGUAAUAUUUUUUACAGGAUAACUAUUUCGUUUGUUUUUAAAUAUUCUUUCAAUAUGCCAAUAAUUUAACCAAAUGUGUUUGGAGAGAAAAUACUAUUACUUAGAAAAGAAUUGUCAGUUGUGUGUCAGCAGGGGUACAAUAGUUUUGCGUGCAUGUUUGUCAGCACUGCGGAAUUAUGGCAGCUAUUAAUCAAUUAAGAAAACAGAUGUAUGUUUUUUUUAGACUUUUUCUCUCCUCUCGACAAGUUGGCUCAGGUUUUUGGGAAUUUGGCUGCAUUCUUCUGUGAGCUUUCUUUGGUUUUCAAUAGUCAUCUUUCAACAUUGUGAAAUGGGCCCAUCCUGUCAUCUCCGUCACACUCAUCUAUUGACGCUUAGUCAGUAUGUGUCAUUGACUUUUUGUGUGUAAAAACAACAGAGAGGCAUUGUUAUGUUGUGCAUGGGCCUGACAGCCUGCUUUGAAUGUUUUGUGAAACUUUUGUGCUUUGCUUCACUGUUUUAAUAGACUUGAGUGCACUAAUUACUAAUUACACUAGGAUUAUUGUUCUGCCUCCUAGUUUCUGCAGUAAAGUCAAAGCUCUUGAGGCCUGAGUCUAUGUUUAAUACAAAUUAUGGAAGUGAUCCACUUUAUUUUGCACAACUUGUGGAGAAAUAAGGAAGUGGGACCAACCAACUUCAGAGUCAUGUUUUCCAUGUCUUAUGGCUGCUGUUAGCGAGAAGUGUCUGAAGGGAAGAAACCUAAUCAUGAGACAUAAAACAUCACCAGAAGCUUCUGUUCAAAAAGAGGAAUGUUGUUGUACAAUGUUCAGCACACUGGUAGUAUAACACUAGCUUUGUUAGCUUGCCUUGCUUUGUUUUGAGGUUUGAGGAGGAGAUGUUAUUUAAAGCAAGUGUCAGUGAUUUGCAAAAAAUGUCCAGUCUGUGUGUUAUGGAAUACCAUUUUUUUCAGAAUUAAAUAAACAUAAUAUAAAUGAAUAAGUGCAGCAGUAAAAAAUCGAAUGAGUCAAUAUAUUGUGAAAUAAUUCAAUAAAUAAAUAAUACUGUCUUUGUUAUAAAAUAUUUUAUAAUAUUCAUUUUUAUAAUAUCACAUUUCUGUUCCUUUUUAAUUCAUAAUAACAGGUUUUAUUUCAAAAUGGCCUUUUUCAUUUCAAAAUGAGACUUUUACUUCAUAAUGGCACUUUUAUUUCAUUCUGUUGUAAUCUGUCAGUCAACGCCAGUGUUGGUGGGCAAGAGAAGAUCAGUGGUUGCUCACACAUUCAGGCCAAAGCAACAUUCUCCAACAAGCCAUCCCUUGGCUUGGUAGACCAGAUAACGCAAAUGUGUUGAGCAUUUCACCUGGAAUUUCCAGAGCCGGACGGCCUGCGCCUGUGCUUGAGGAGACUUCCUCAUGAGCAUCUUCCAAACGCAGACAGUGCGCAGUCAGUCUUAAACGAAUGACUACUUCAUUGUCAAUACCUAGACCUAUAUCUUGAAGAGCACGUAUCCGCUCGAGCAUUUCUAACAAAUCUUCAAUGCGGGUCAAAAUAGCAUCAGCUCUUAAAUCCUGUCUUAUCUAUUUGAUCAAUUAAAGAAAGUAUCACAUCUCGGUACUCUCUGAAACCUUCCAUGUGGUUCCAUGUGCCUGAAAGCUAGCAGAACUUCACAGCUUCGCUAGAAACAUACCGCCAGCUCCAGGCAAAAUAAUCAAUAGAAAAGGAUUAGCCAAUCACAGCCCCAUUGUGUUGUGUUAACAGAUUACAACAGGAUGAAAUAAGUGUCAUUGUGACUUAUGAAAUAAGUCUCAUUAUCAAAUGAAAAAGGGCUUUAAAAGUAUUUAUAUUUAUAUUGCUGCAUUUAUUCAUGACUUUCAAAACCAUCGUUGUGAAAUAAACUUCAUGAAAAAAUAUUUUAUAAUAAUGAGUUCAGAGUUGCUUAUUUAUUGAAUGAUUUCACAAAAUAUUAUUUAUAUAUCUAUUGCUGUGUUUAUUUAUAUUGCUGUGUUUAUUUAUAUUGAAGGCAUGUUUAUUUAUUUAAUUUUGAAUAAAUUGGUAUUCCAGUGUGUGACCCCUACGUGACCAUCUGCAUGUGAAUUUAUGUGCAACUCCUAUGACUUUAACAUGGCUGUUGUUUAAUCUCUGUCACACACACACUCAGAUGUACCAUGAACAGACAGUAUUUUUAACAGAUGUUGGUAGGUUAAUCUUCCCGAGCUCUUCUCUUGCAGCUUCCUCACGAUAAUGUUUGCGCCUGAUAAGAUUAGAGCAAAGGAUAAUUCCUUGUAUGCAGUUGGAAAAAGUCACUCCACAAAAUCAAAAUGUCCAGGGGCUCACUUCCUCAGUAACUGGUCACUCGCAGUACGUGAAGAGGUGGAAACUGACAGGAGCUUUAACAGUGCGUCUCUGACAGCCUCUCCUCUCAUGCAUUUAUCUCGUCACAGUAGCAGUGCUGGCCAUCAGCCACAAGUAGCAGUUCUGUUGGUUUAUCUACAUCUUCCAUUGCGAGAUACUAAUGUUCCCUUUUAACUCAAGUAAUUAUUUUAGUAAAGAAUACAUAACCUGUGAAAAGUAUUUUAUUGUCUGAGUAGCAGAGAUAGACACUGCGUUCUUAAAGUUCUUGAGACAUUGUGUAAAUUACAUAAAGAAUCAAAUGCGGUAGCAUUGAUCAAAGUUACACUGUUACUCAGAUCUUUCUUGUUGUUAGUAGGAGCACGUUUUGUUUUUUGAGUAAUAAUGGAGUUUCUUAUGCAGUUAUUUAUGCCUCCACUGCCAAGUGGGGUUCGGGUUGUCCGUCCAUGAGUCCAUCUGAGAUUCUCGUUAGCACGAUUUUCAAGAACAAGUGGUUGAAUGUUUGUAUGAUUUCUGUGGAAUUAUCAUAGUAACCAGCAGAGGAAAUGAUUAGAUGUUGGAAUUUAUCCAAACAGGGUCAGGCUCACAAAAAGGUCAAAUGUCUGAAAUAGUUUUUCUUCAAGGACUAGACUUGUUGGUAGUGGUGACAUCCCUGUGGACCAAGUUCUAUUUGUUAUCAUUUAACUGGGAGUUUAGUUUAAAUUGCAAUGGGACAACUCAGAGAUGAAUCAUACCAAUGACUCUUAUACUAUGUUAUUUGAACAGACAGCAACAAAAGGUCGCCUGUUACUACUUAAAAACAUGUAUCAGGCUGAGUCAAAUUUUAAUUUUAUACAGACAGCAGAGCUUUUCUUAGUACUGGGAUCCCAUGGAGCCAGCAAAAAAGUCACAUGUAUAGGCAGUUUUUAAUUGAAGCAAGUAAGUUCAUUAGAAAAUAUCACAGGCAGGUACAAAUUAAAAUAAUAACUGUGGGAGCAAGCAGUUGAUUGGUCAGACUUUCUGCAGCAGUGGGCAGGAUUGGGAUUAAAAAAAUAUAUAUUACUGAAAUUUGUAUUGAGAGUAAAAAUCAAAUCUGCAAAGGUCUAGUGUCCCAUCUGGGGUGUGUGGUGUGGGCUCCAGACCCACUGUAACUUUUACCAGGAUAAAGCAGCUACUGAAAGCAAGUGAGGUGAGUAAAAGUCAAAUCAACCUGAAAUGCACUGGGAACUGUUCAGCUUUAAAUUUCUAACCAAAAAAAAACAGCAAACUAAGAAAGAAAGAAAGAAAGAAAGAAAGACCAAUGCAAACUUUCUCAAUAUUUGUAUGAUAAUAUUAAUGCUAAAAGAAAAUUGGGAAAUGGAAGCAGCCAGCAGAGUGGUCUAUGCUAUAUAUUAAAAUGUUUUUACUUAUUGCAGUGUUUUCGGAAUUAGGAAGUGAGAUGCCCGAGUGGUUUCAUUAGUGCCAGCCUCAGUCAACACAGAUCCUCCUGCUCCAUCUUACAUGCCUAGUGCAAGAUCCUGGUGUGGAGUUUGUUUGUCUUUCGUGUGAAGUUGGGCGAGUGGGGUGUGGGGGGGUCGUGGGUGUUCACUAAAGAAUGUAGAAGGAGAGCUUUUACAGAACCGAGGCAAUUAUAGUCAUGCCAGCUGUAUGUUGUCUCUGCAAACAUAAACAAACACGACCGUCGUCUUUACAUUCAUUCUGAGCUCUCAAUUUACGAUCGUUUCCAGAAAAUACCUUUUCUUUGUUUUCCUGUUUCUUUCCCCUCUUAGGAUUUAAUUGAAGAGAUGUUCUCAAGGCUCAGGGACUUUAUGUACUGAAAGGUCUUUGUUCGUCUGCAGUGAGUAGCAUUAGGUCGGGAAAAUGGUAAUUCCAUGCCACAUUCUUUCUCAGGACCGUGUCUUAAAGCAAUCUUAUCUCUUUGUGUCGGCAGAGUUGUCCCUGUCAGUCCAUGCCAAAAGCCUAAAGCACACUCAUCUCAUCAAGACUCAAUCUCAUCGGGUGCAGUGAUGCCUUCAGCUCUGUGGAAUUAUCAGACUCUGAGAGCUUUGUUAAAUCACUGCCAGGUGGCUAACUUUUAACACUGGAUGCUGUUUAUCUAAAGGGAAAGGCAGAAUUUCCUAUCUGUCACUAUGAUUUACAUAUGUAGAAAUGAAGAACUAUCUGGUAGAUCCACUGACCUGUGCUGGCCCAGCGCAGGGAAAUGUAUGUGUGGGAGCGCUAUGGGAAGUAUGAUCUGAGCGAUCCAUUCCUGGCCCUGCAGAGGGACAACGAGGCUCUUCGGAGCUCUGCUCAGGGCAGAGGAAAUGGCGCAAGUUGUUCACAGAGACGAGAGACAGACAGCAGGCGCUCUGAUCCACUGACCAUGCUCAGGCUGGUGGUGGGACACUGCAGGAGAAUGCAGGAGAAGAUGCUGAAACAGCUUGCAGCUGCCGAGAGCAGGCACAGAAGGGUCAUUGCAGACUUAGAGGAGGAGAAGAGGAGGCAUGCUGAGGAUACAGCUGAGGGAGAUGACGUCACGUGCAUCUUAGAGAAAGAACGAGAGCGCCUCCUACAGCAGUUGGAGUUUGAAAAGUCAAAGUUCUCCCGCAUGGAGAAGGAGAACAAGCGACUGCAAGCUCAGCUGGAGGAUGAACGAGUACAGCACAAGCAGCUUAUGGCAGCACUGGGGCGUGAGUGCAAACGCUCAAGCUUGCGUGCCCAUGAGGAGGGACAGCGUGCCAGUGAGCUUAGUCGCCGCCUGGAGCGCCAACGUGCCACCAAUCAAAGCCUGAGGGCAGAGCUUGAGGAGGAGAAGAAGCGUGCCAUGCAGAUGGAGGCAAGGAGGGAAGAGCUGCUGGCUGAGUUCGAUACAGAAAGGGAGCAGCUGGGUCUGCGGUUAAGACGGGAAGAGGCAUGCAGCAGUGCUCUGCAGGCGGAGGUGGAGAGGCUGAGGAGAGAGGUACGACAGCUCAGGGGAGAGGAGGACAAGGAGGAGCAUAGUAGCGAGUUUAGGGAGGUGAGAAACGGUUCAGUGGAGGGUGGAACAGAAGAAUCAGACAUGAUCCAGCUGAAGAUUAACGGUCAUCAGUCUCCAGUAGAGGAAGGAGGGAGUGGCUUGAGACAGAGGAAUGAGAAUGGAGAAGAAAAUGGAGCUUUUCAUUCCACACUAAACCCUGACCAUAAUGAACUGACUAAUGGGAAGAUGUCACCUGCUAAUCUGAAUAAUGAGAGUCCUUCAACCUGUGGCACAGGCUCCUCUCCCGAGACAAGGUCUUCCUCUAGCCUACAGGCUGCUUACCAGGCUGGGAUCCAGCAGCGUUUCCAUGCGGCACGUCACAAAUUCCAGUCUGUUGCCGAGCAAGACCCCCAGCUGGGCUCACCUGUCCCUCAGGCGCCUCGUGACUUUUCACCCACUGCCACCGCAGAUCCUCCAGCAGAGUGCAACUCCAAACAGGCAGGCCGCAGCACAGUGACUCAGGCUCUCAGCCGCUUCAGCACCAAAACACCCUCAACACCCAACAGCUCACCCUUUGGCACAGACUACCGUGCCCUGGCCCCGUCAGGCGCUCUGUCUCCUGGAAUUCGCUCUCCCACAAUCCCCAGGGUUGAUAGGGGCAUCCCUCCACCCAUUCCCCCUAAGAAACCGGGCCUGGCUGAGACCCCACCCUCCCCUGCCACCCUCCGAGCUGCCCACAUGGCUCAGAUAUUAGCCGGAUGUGGGAGUAAAAGCACAGAAAACAGCAAAGAACCAGAUCUGCUGUUGUCUUCCAGCAGCUAACAAGCACACCUUAGUCAACCAGUCACCAGUUCUGCAGAGGCAUCUGGAUUUUUUUUUUUUUUUCAUUAUUUCAGAUCAUCAUGUUUAUGCCUGCUAAGAUAAUACCAUUAAUCACAGACUUCAUUAUAUGAUAAGUCAUAUCAUAUUAGAUGUACGCUAAGUAAGGAAUAACAAAUGACAGGCCAUGCUCUUAUACGAAAGUAAUCCAUGCCUGGGUGGUGUGACACCAUGAUGCCACCCGGAAGUGGAUUAUUUUCAUAUAACAGCAUGGCCAGAAGAGUGUUCUUCCACGUGCACCGCAGCAAUUUGCCAUCAGUGACAUUUUUUUAUUUAUUAAUAAAAGCUUUUUAUAGUUAGAUUUAGUGGUAUGGAACCUCUGUGAGUUCCUGUUAUCACUUAUCAUGUUAUAAGAACUAUAAACAGUCAUUAGAUCACCAGCCUCCUUCUUUUUCUUUCUCUUGAAGUUAAUAAUACAAAAAAUGCAGCUUGUCAUGUUAGAGAGAAACCGGAAAGUGUCCUCUGUCCUGAAGACUUUUACAAAGACUUUUACAAGACCUUGAUUAACCGUUACAAAGUGUUGACACUUGAGACUCCUUCCAUAAAUGUUGUAUAAACGUCACCUAACAGAAAACAUCAGCAUAUCAGCGAGUAUAGGUUUACCUUUGAGCAUCCACCAUAUAAUUCUCAGUGAAUGAGCUGUUAGUAAAGAAAUGAUAAUGGAUUAGAACUAUGGCAUUAGUCUAAGCCAUCAUUUAUGUUACAGCUGAACUACUGUCAGAGCCACGUUAUAGAAAAUGAUUCCACACCUUCUGCUUUGAGAAUGCAACUAUGCUGAGGUGUAAAUCACAGUAUUUAACAUCCAUAAUAUUUUUACUCUGCAAAUUUCAAAGAUCAGUAUCAAGGUUUUCUUUUGGCUCUGUUUGUCUGAUUAGACUGCUCGAUGUCCAUGUAAACAUGGAAUAAGUUUUAAAGUAGUACCUGUGAUAUUGACACAAAAAAGAUUACUCACAUUUUUGCUUCCCACAUUAAAACACUGUUGCGCUUUGGUGUUGGUAAUUAUUGUGUUAAUUAUAAAAGAAGACACUGAGGGUUUUUUGUACUUUUUAGAAAGUUAUGUUCAGUCAGAGGUAAGCUGAACAUUUAUACAGUUACCAUUUAUUAUGGUUCUUUGCGUAUAAUUGUGUGUGCUCAUCAUAUGCUUAUGUAUUGUAUAUGGUCCUCUUUGAGUAGGUUUUCAUAAAUUCUUACACUUUGGAUGCAUAGCACAAGUUGUUUUUUCAAAAGAUUAUUGUCAUAUAUUUGUAUCUGAAAUAUUUUCUAGUUUAUACACUGUAAUGUAUGUUUGUGACAGUUUCUAUGCAGUAGACGAACAUGCUUUUAACAGCUUUUGUAAUUUGUGCAUAUGUAUAUAAAAUAUUAUAAACCGACUAUUAAGUUCUGCUUUAAUGCUAUAACUUUGUGAAAUCACAUAAGGUAGCACAACCAUAAUAUUUGGAUGUUUAUGUCUGAGGUUCACGCUUAUUAGUGUAUUACUUUAUUUUAUACACUGUUAAUGAUUUUGUUCUUAAUGUUGGUCAGUUACCCAAUCCAGUGUAUUCCAUAUCAGUGUUAUACAAUAAUAUAAUGUACUAUAAUUGUAUAUGAGUUAGGAUAGGAUUCCUCUGCAUAUUAAAUAUUUGGUCAUAGCAUCAAAUACAUGAAAUAUAUGAAACCCCUUUACUCAUGAUUUUUUUUGAUCUCUUGAAUCAAGCCACCAGGGGGAAGCAACUGAUUAGCUCAUGGUAAAGGUCCUUUAUUCUGACUAUUUUAAUACUGGCUUAUAAGAAAACAAACACUUUAAGCUGGCACCACUAACUGUCCAAUACUGCUGUCGCAGAACUAAGUGUGUGAAAAAUGUGUGAACUUCACAGGCAUCCAUGUGAGACUAACAGACUAGGAGCCUCUCCCUAAAUCCAUAAUCCCCUCGUUAUGUUUCUCCGGGUGUGUAUAUGUGACAUGGGAGACAGAGAAGCAAACAUGCAUGAAGUAUGCGCUGCUCUGCUUCCCUGCUCUAGAGCUCUUACUAAUGACCAAUUGUGUGUGACUUUCCAGAGUAUUUAGUUUGGAAUUAAACUGAAGAAAUUUUACAACCAAAUACCACAGAUGGAAGAUAUUUCAAUGAGGCAUUAGCUUUUAGAUGCAGCACUGUCCCUUAAUUUUUAUAUUCUGUUCAGGACUAAAAGACCUAUUGUAUUUUUUAUAUAAGGGGGAAAAUACUAAAACCAUGAAUUAAUUUUCCAACAUGAAAAUUAAUGUGCCUGACUCAAUUUCUGUUUUCACUUAAAAAUCAGUUUUGUUGGUUGUAUUUAUAUUACAGAGAUGAUGUAUAGGUGUAAAAACGAGUGGGCUACAGUUAACUCCAGAGAAUGGGCAGAAAUGAUUGUAUAAAAUAAACAUUUCCACUAAAA